Mustela lutreola (European mink) is the source of this 1194-nucleotide messenger RNA. It is a transcript of the gene ELP5, whose product is annotated as elongator acetyltransferase complex subunit 5. Gene Ontology annotation, cellular component: elongator holoenzyme complex; nucleus; cytosol. Lineage: Eukaryota; Metazoa; Chordata; Mammalia; Carnivora; Mustelidae. Gene Ontology annotation, biological process: tRNA wobble uridine modification. The record is from RefSeq and is a predicted model, not a curated record. Gene Ontology annotation, molecular function: tRNA binding.
AUGACGCCAUCAGAGGGCGCCGGAAGAGGGAGACGCGGAUUGGAGAUGGAGUCGGUCGUGGCUCAGUGCGGGCUGGUGCUGCUGCGGGACUCCGUGGAGUGGGAGGGGCGCAGUCUCUUGAAGGCGCUGAUCAAGAAGUCUGCACUGUGUGGGGAGCGGGUCCACAUCCUGGGCUGCGAAGUGAGCGAGGACGAGUUCCGUGAAGGUUUUGACGCCAGUGUCAACAGCCGGCUGAUUUACCAUGACGUCUUCAGAGACCCUCUCAACUGGUCUCAGUCUGGGGAGGCCCUUCCGGGGGGACCCCUGGGAGCCUUGCAAGCCAUGUGCAGGAGGACAGAUCGUGGUCCCGUCACCAUCGCUCUCGAUUCCCUGAGCUGGCUACUGCUGCACCUUCCCUGUCCCGCACUCUGCCAGGCCCUCUGUGCCCUCAGCCAGCAGCACUCCCGCCCUGGUGGCAGCUCCCCAGCAGAGCCCAUGCGAGUGCUCGGCCUGCUGCAUGAAGAGCUACAUGGCCCAGGCCCGCUGGGAGCCCUGAGCAGCCUGGCCCAGGCUGAAGUGAUCCUGAGUGGGACCAUGGGCCAGGCUUCAGCCCACAUCCUCUCUCGGAGGCCCCGACAGCACCCAGCCCGUCAGACCCAGUGGUUCUCCAUCCUGCCUGACUUCAGCCUGGACCUCCAGGGGGGACCCCCACUAGAGUCCCAGCCCCACCCAGAGCCUCACACACCCCCGGUGGACCCCAAAGCUCACGUGACCUUCAACCUGCACCUGUCCGAGAGCGAGCGAGCAGCCAAAGACAGCCUGACGUUGCCCUUCCAGUUCAGCUCUGAAAAACAGCAGGCUCUGCUGCGCCCUGGGCCCAGGCAGUCCACCGGCCGCAUCUUCUAUGAGCCAGAUGCAUACGACGACAACCUGGACCAGGAAGACCCAGAUGAUGAUCUGGAUGUCUGACUGGCCUGGAACUGGAAGAAGGAGAAAGACCUUGGACCCGUAACCAUCCUCGCAUUGUUUGCAUUGGCCUUGCCCUGUCCCUGUCCCCACCUUUGUUCCCCCAGUCGGCAGAGGCCCUGCCCUGUGACCUGUGAGUCAGAGAGUAGCUUCCCCUCAAGACAAAAGGUGGGAAAGGGGCAGUUGGGGAAGGUGAAGAGAAUGGGAACCCCUACCCUCCCUGCCUAAUAAAAUAUUUUUCUAUUGAAA